AUGGCACGAAAUCGAAACUUUAGAAACCCUGUAUGGGCUGCCACGAUGCGUAAAUGGUAUGCUCGAGCUUGGUGGAUUGGUAUACAUGUAUACGGAUACGUUGUGCUUGGUUUAAAGGGUGUAUUGAGUCCUAAGGCGCUACCAAUUUCUCAAUCCGUGCUGUAUCUCGUCAUAGCCGUGACAACAAUUGGCUGCUAUGUGAUGCUGCAAUGUUUAUCACCUGGACAACUUGAUAAGCGUCUUUCACUUGCACCUGUUGCGACACCAUUGUCAAUCGAUCUCGGUAGUCCAUUACAAGUGCCACCAGAAGACGGUGUUGACACGGUAUUGCUAACAAACAGAACGGAGAAUGAACAUUCGAGGAAGAGUGCGGACUUGCACUUUUGCAACGAAUGUCACGUGUUCCAACCACUUCGGACAAAGCACUGUAAGGAAUGCGCUCGAUGUACGCGGCAGUAUGAUCACCAUUGCGAUUGUGUGGGAACGUGUGUCGGCGAAAACAAUCGUCGGCUAUUUGUCUUGUAUUUAUUUCUACAAAUUCUGGAGGGUAUUGUGACACUUGAAGUCACGUCGUCAGUUAUCUCAGAGGGCGAUGAUAUCAAUGAUUGGUUCAAGAUUAAUGCAUUGUAUAUUGUGCUAUGGUUUAUAACCAUGUGCGUACUGCUCAUUGUCGUCCCGCUGUUUUGCUAUCAGGUGUUUCUUAUCUCGACAAAUCUAACCUCAUGGGAACAUGCUCGACGUUCAUCCAUCACGUACUUACAAAACUUACCAGAUAGACGUUCUCCAUUUGACCGAGGGAUAAUUCAAAAUUGGUGGGUGUUCAUUUUGAACGGGGAUCGAAAUAAAUGGGUCCAUGAAGAAAAUGUAGCCAAACCAAUGACAUUGCACCAUGACGACGCUUCGACACUUGUAUGA
This is a messenger RNA of Peronospora belbahrii, 915 nucleotides long. The record is from the annotation of a GenBank genome assembly. Lineage: Eukaryota; Oomycota; Peronosporomycetes; Peronosporales; Peronosporaceae.